This is a messenger RNA of Serinus canaria (Common canary), 1329 nucleotides long. RefSeq names its product probable carboxypeptidase X1. The record is from RefSeq and is a predicted model, not a curated record. Gene Ontology annotation, molecular function: metallocarboxypeptidase activity; zinc ion binding. The transcript is spliced from 6 exons. The coding region runs from base 16 to 1293 and encodes 425 amino acids. NCBI's taxonomy places the organism in Eukaryota, Metazoa, Chordata, Aves, Passeriformes, Fringillidae. Gene Ontology annotation, biological process: proteolysis.
CCGAGGACACCCAGGAUGGAGAUAGGGACACAGGCACACCCGGACUGGUCCAGCACGGGGACAGGGACACACAGGAUGGGGAUGGGGACAUGGGGACAGUCCAGUCCCCCCGGUGGCCCCGCAGGAGAGCCGGAGUUCCGCUACGUGGCCGGCAUGCACGGGAACGAGGUGCUGGGCCGGGAGCUGCUGCUGAACCUGAUGGAAUUCCUGUGCCGGGAGUUCCGCCGGGGCGACCCCCGCGUGGUGCAGCUGGUGACGGGCACGCGCAUCCACCUGCUGCCCUCCAUGAACCCCGACGGCUACGAGACUGCCUACAAGCUGGGCUCGGAGCUGGCGGGAUGGGCCAUGGGCCGCUGGACGUACGAGGGCAUCGACCUCAACCACAACUUUGCCGACCUGAACACGGCGCUGUGGGACGCCGAGGACAACGACCUGGUGCCCCACGAGUUCCCCAACCACUACAUCCCCAUCCCCGAGUACUACACCUUCGCCAAUGCCACGGUGGCCCCGGAGACGCGGGCGGUGAUCGCGUGGAUGCAGCGCUACCCGUUCGUGCUGAGCGCCAACCUGCACGGCGGCGAGCUGGUGGUCACCUACCCCUUCGACAUGAGCCGCACCUACUGGAAGGCGCAGGAGCUGACCCCGACCCCCGACGACGGCGUCUUCCGAUGGCUGGCCACCGUCUACGCCACCGCCAACCUGGCCAUGGCCAGCGGAGAGCGCCGCCCGUGCCACUACGACGACUUCACGCGCUACGGCAACAUCAUCAACGGCGCCAACUGGCACACGGUGGCUGGCAGCAUGAACGACUUCAGCUACCUGCACACCAACUGCUUCGAGAUCACCGUGGAGCUCUCCUGCGACAAAUUCCCGCACGCCUCCGAGCUGCCCGAGGAGUGGGAGAACAACCGCGAGUCGCUGCUGCUCUUCAUGGAGCAGGUGCACCGGGGGAUCAAGGGCGUGGUCCGGGACAGUGACACCGAGCAGGGCAUCCCCAACGCCAUCAUCUCCGUGGAUGGCAUCAACCACGACGUCCGCACCGCCUCAGACGGGGACUACUGGCGGCUGCUGAACCCGGGCGAGUAUGAGGUGACGGCGCGGGCCGAGGGCUACGAGGCGGCCACGCAGCCGUGCCGGGUCUACUUCGAGAACGUUCCCACCCCGUGCAGCUUCCGCCUGGCGCGGGCGCGGGGCCGCCACCGGCCCGGGAAGACCCGGCCGGGCCCCGACCCGGCCCUGCGGCUGCAGCGGCUGCGGCUCCGCCGCCUGCGCGCCCACGGCCGCGGGCAGUGACCGGGGCGGCCCCGGGGCCGCGGGCUCGGCCGGGGG